GCAGGUGUUACCAACCUGGGGUCCAGGGUUUCUGGUAUUGGUCUUUGGCAUAAAAAUGUUUGGGAACCUCUGUCGUACAGGAAUGCUGCAGACCGGCACAUUCCAGACUACAGGGACACCAGUGGAACUAUCGUGUCCCUCUACUGCUCGACUGGGAGAGGCCGUGUUGGCUGAGGAAGCCUCUCAAUUAUUGUACACCACCCCAGGGGGCACAUGAGCGACAACAGACAACAGAAUACCCCAUAGACAACGAAGGUAAAUUCAUUGGGUAAAGGUAUUGGCACGUUUUAUCAUUCUGAAUAUUUUAUUUAAAUCUUAUUUUGAUGCAAAAAAAAGUAUCAACAUCUGAUCUGUAUUCAGAGUGAAGGAGACCAGGCCUUCUAUUGGAAACGGGACAGACAUGGGUCAAGUCAUUAAGGUUUUCUCACGAAGGGCUGUUGAAAUCAGGACCUUGCCGAAAAAUUAACAUUUUCCACCCUGUGACGUAAAAUGUCCAGUCCUGUGCUUUUUCCUGCAACCACAGGUCGGUCAUCACCACUGAAUCUCUCUCCUCACAGCACAAUAUUUUCUCCACAUCCCCAGUUUAAUGGCAUGUAUUCACUGUUUACUUAUUCACCGUUUUACACUCCACUCUGACUCUCUUAGACCUGGAGAAAGAUACAAAAAAACGAGCUGCUGGAGGAGCUCAGCGGGUCGGGCAGCAUCUGUGGAGGGAAAUGGACAAUCGACAUUUCGGGUUGAGACAGUUCAGAUGAAGGAUCUCGAUCCGGAAAAGUCCUUCCGAUCGGAGCGAUGGGGCCUUUGGACAUUCAGCUGACGUUUUUUGUCGCUGUAGGUGUUUACGAGACGGGGUUGCUGGGCAUAUGGCCAACUCACCUACGCUUGUCGCCGGGCUUAGACAGUCCAUUAGGCGUUUCCUUACCUUUUCUCUGUUUAAUUUAUUUUUGAUCCCACACUAACAUUCAAAUAGCCAUGAACAUAUACAGCAGCAGAAUGUUCAUUCCCUGAGACUGCAGCGCGCGUAGUGGACAAUCGCGGUACUGCAGGGGUCAUUCCCCGGGUCUACAGCGCGCGUAGUGGACAAUCGCGGUACUGCAGGGGUCAUUCCCCGAGUCUGCAGCGCGCGUAGUGGACAAUCGCGGUACUGCAGGGGAUCUGCAGCUCCCGGAAGUGAAAGUAUUCUGAAUCAGGAAGUGCUGGGAGUUAACAUGGCUUCGAAAGGACCGGUCGAGAGUUUAACAGAGGAGGCGAUUUGAAAGUAUUCUGAAUCAGGAAGUGCCGGAGUUAACAUGGCUUCGAAAGGAGAGACCGAGAGUUGGACCGAGGAGGUAAUUUGUCCCGUCUGUCUGGAUUUCUUCACCGAUCCGGUUAUACUGGAGUGUGGACACAACUUCUGUCGCUCUUGUAUCACACGGUGUUGGGAAAGGGAGGAGAGAAACUCCUGCCCGGACUGUAGAGAGGUGUUUGCUGACCGCACCCUCAAGGUGAAUCGGGCCUUAGAAAAUCUGGCUGAAAAAGCUCGAAAUCUAAACCUGAAUCCGAAAGAGAAGGAAGGUAAACGUCACUGCGAGGAACAUGAGGAAGAACUGAAGCUGUUUUGUGAAACGGACAAGACACUGAUCUGUCUGAUCUGUAGAGAUGCGCAGGAACACAGAGAGCACCGCUUCUUGCCGAUUACAGAAGCUGUUAAAAUCUACAAGGAACAGCUAAAAUCUUCCUUAGACUCUCUCACAAAAAAGAAAUCAGACUUCCAGGAAAAGGAGCAGCAACAGAAAGAGAAGAUUUCCGGAGUUCGGGAACAGUCACACAGCGUUCAGUCCCACGUCACAUCCCAGUUUGCUGAACUGCGCCAGAUUAUCACUGAGAAAGAGCAGAGCUUACUCAGGGAUCUCAGGGAGGAGGAGAAGAGGAUUCUCAACCCAAUGAAGAAAAAUCUUUGGGAGAUUCAAGAGAAUAUAAGACUUAUUAAGGAGGAAAUCUCAAAGUUAAUGGAACAGAUGGAUCAAAAAGACAGUGUGAUAUUUCUCAAGGAGGAAGUUCGUCGGAACAGAAGGAUUAAUGACGAUGUCCAGGAAUUGUCAGUGACAGAUGAGACCCUGCCGGUUGAAAAAUUCGAUCACCCCUAUUUGUUGAACACAGUGCUGAGAGAAACGCUUGAUACUAUUAAUCGAGUCUCUGUCACCCUGGAUGUGGAAACGGCGAAUCCGUGUCUCGAGGUGUCUGAGGAUCGGAAGAGUGUGAGACGGACCGGGACCCGGAGGAAUCUCCCUGACACCGGGAAGAGAUUCACAAACUGGGCUUGUGUGCUGGGAUCGGAGGGAUUCACAUCGGGGAGACAUUACUGGGAGGUGGAGGUGACGGGGAAUCGGUUCUGGUGUCUGGGAGUCGCCGCAGAGUCUGUGGAGAGGAAGGAAGAGUUCAGACUGAGUCCGGAGACCGGAUUCUGGGUCAUCAGGCGGGUUGAUGACGUGUUACAUCGGGAUUGUGACGUGUUCGGUCGCCCCUCCCCCGGGUCCCGUCUCGCUGCCGGUCCCAUCCCCGGGAGGGUGGGAGUUUAUCUCAGUUACGAGUCCGGGACAGUUUCAUUUUACAACGCGGAGACCAAGUCCCAUCUCCACACCUUCACAGGGAAUCAAUUCACGGGGAAACUUUAUCCUUUCUUCCGGACCUGGGAUGUGAACCAGUGGCUGAGAAUCUGCUCCGGUUCCGCUCCGGGUCUGUAAACGGGUCGGGUCCCGGGACCGGCGUCAGGAGUAAAGUCCCUGUAACUAUAAAUGUGCGGAGAGUGCAGCUAAAUACGUGGCUAAGGGGAUGGUGCAGGAGGGAGGGCUUCAUGUUUCUGGACAAUUGGGCUUUGUUCCCGGGAAGGUGGGGCCUGUUC
This is a messenger RNA of Hypanus sabinus (Atlantic stingray), 2881 nucleotides long. Its product is annotated as zinc-binding protein A33-like. The transcript is spliced from 6 exons. The record is from RefSeq and is a predicted model, not a curated record. Lineage: Eukaryota; Metazoa; Chordata; Chondrichthyes; Myliobatiformes; Dasyatidae. The coding region runs from base 1290 to 2723 and encodes 477 amino acids. Gene Ontology annotation, molecular function: zinc ion binding; protein binding.